Molecule: messenger RNA, 3006 nt
Organism: Punica granatum (pomegranate)
Lineage: Eukaryota; Viridiplantae; Streptophyta; Magnoliopsida; Myrtales; Lythraceae
Source: RefSeq, a predicted model, not a curated record
UUCGCCCUUCCCACACAUUGACUUCACCAUGCAUUGCCUGCAUACCCUUUAAUUUCUUUCUGUUUGCGGGUUUUCUUCUUUGUCCCUCUUGCCCUUCUUUCUUUUCCCUUCCAUUUUUUCUCUCAUCAGUAGUUUGAAUUGGCAUUUGGCCCUUCUUCCCCUCCCCACUCGCCUCGUCUCUCUCCGUUCUCUGUGCUUUUGGUAACAGCAACCGGAAACGUAACCCGCGUAUGGAUACCAUCACCCCCCGGAUUAAUAUGUAUACUCAGAAAACCGAUCGAUAGAUGGUAAUUGCCGGGCAACACACAGAAGAGAGAGGAGCCUGCUGCAGGUUUCCAAGAUUGACGUCUUUGUUGGCCCGAUCUGAUCCAUUCAGUUUAAUUUUUUUCAGGGCUUGCAAAAUAAUAAUAAUAAGUACCAACUACCUAUUACAAGCUAUAGCUUUCAAGAAAUCUGAGGCUCCUCGAAUGCGAGAAGAUCUCUUUCCAGCUUGUAAACGAAUAAUGAACCACCGCCAUCAUCACUCAUUUGUGGGUUUCUUCCUGCCAGUAGUAACAAUAUGUGUUGGCAUUCUGAGCACCAUUGUUCACUCCAAGACAAAUUCUCUUGAUGUCUCUGUCCUCAACGUGAUGUAUACCAACCUAAAUUCACCUUCAGAACUGAGCGGUUGGAAAUCAAGUGGCGGCGACCCCUGUGGAGAUUCUUGGAAAGGAAUCGAGUGCUCAGGUUCAUCUAUAACAGAAAUCAAGCUCUCUGAUCUUGGACUCAGUGGAUCAAUGGGCUACCAGCUAUCAAAUUUAAAGUCCGUCACCCAUUUUAUAGUGAUUUAAGCAAGAACAACCUCAAUGGCAAUAUACCAUACCAACUUCCACCAAAUGCAGCUCACAUUGAUCUUUCCCAUAAUAGCUUCAGCGGUAACGUCCCUUAUUCGAUAUCUCAGAUGACUGACCUCAAGGACCUGUAUCUCGGUCAUAAUCAGCUCAAUGGACAGCUGAGUGAUAUGUUCGGGAAACUAUCAAAAUUCGCAACUUUGGAUCUGUCUUACAACAAGCUGUCAGGGAAUCUGCCUCAGAGUUUCGCUAAUCUGUCAAGCCUCAACAAGAUGUACUUGCAGAAUAAUCAGUUCUCUGGUUCAAUAGAUGUCCUGGCAGGCCUUCCCCUCAGUGAUCUGAAUGUUGAGAACAAUCGAUUUACUGGCUGGAUACCAGAGGAUCUGAAGAAUAUAGAAAACAUUGAGACUGGAGGGAAUUCUUGGUCAUCUGGUCCAGCUCCACCACCACCCCCUGGUGCUGCUCGCAUUAACCAUCGGUCUAAAGAAGGGCAAGAUGGGGGUGGGAAGUCGAGUGUGAAUGGAUUGGCCAUUGCAGGGAUAAUCAUGGGAGUGUUAGUGGUGCUGGCGCUUCUGAUGGCUGUAUUCUCAAGGCGCUCUUCUGCUUCUUCUGUUCCCUCUCAUUUUCUGGAUGAAGAGAGAGCCAGCCAACGCAGAGCCUUUACCCCACUUACCUCCCAGGAAUUGUCUGAUGACUUGCGAGCUGACAUCUGUAAAAACUUUAAAGAUCAUAAAUCACGGGAUUCAUCGGCUUCCUUGGAUGCCAAGGCUCUGCAAAAAUCCCCAUCUAUUGGAUUCAGGGCUCCACUCUAUGAUGGCAUGAGUUCCUUGAAGGAUGAUGAGUUUGCUAAUCAGUUGAAUGCCAGAAGAAGCACCUCUUUCCUAGCUGUAUCCUAUAGCUUGGCAGACCUACAGACCUGUACCUGUAACUUUGCAACUGGCCGACUGAUUGGUAAGGGAUCCAUCGGGCGCGUUUAUCGGGCUAAAUAUGCAGAUGGGAAGGUUAUCGCUGUCAAAAAGAUCGAUUCCUCACUUUUCCAAGGGCGGAAACCGGAAGAAUUUUCAGAAAUCAUCCAGAAGAUCUCCAGCCUUCACCAUCCAAACAUUGUAGAACUUCUUGGUUAUUGCUCCGAACAGGGGCACAACAUGUUAAUCUAUGACUAUUUCAGGAAUGGUUCACUUCACGAAUUCCUACACAUGUCAGAUGACUACAGCAAACCUUUAACCUGGAACACUAGAGUCAGAAUUGCUCUAGGAACGGCUCGGGCAGUUGAGUACCUCCACGAAGUUUUUUCUCCAUCAAUAGUCCACAAGAGCAUCAAAUCAUCCAAUAUCUUGCUUGACAUGGAACUCAAUCCUCGUCUGUCUGACUGUGGUUUGGCGACUUUCCAUCAGCUCACAAGUCAAAAUUUGGGAGCAGGAUAUAAUGCACCAGAGUGCUCGAGUCCAUCAGCUUAUACAUUGAAGAGUGACGUUUAUAGUUUUGGGGUUGUCAUGCUGGAGUUGUUGACAGGUCGAAUGCCUCUUGACAGUUUUUCAAAACCAAGGUCAGAGCAAUGCCUGGUCCGCUGGGCUAUGCCACAGCUUAUUGACAUUGAUGCUUUGGAGAAAAUGGUGGACCCAGCACUCCGUGGUCUCUACCCUCCCACGUCUGUGUCCAGAUUUGCUGAUAUCAUAGCACUGUGUCUACAGGCGGAGCCAGAGUUCCGGCCACCAAUGUCAGAAGUGGUGCAAGCAUUGGUGCGGUUAGUUCAACGGUCAAGCAUCAACAAGAGAGGAGAGAGUCCUGGGGCUUCUAGUCGUUUGGAUGACUAUGACUAUUGAGUGAUUUGUUCUUCUCAAUACCCAAGGAGAAGGAUUAUUUCCAUGUGCAAUUCCUCUUGUACCAAUAGCUAGCAUAGCAUGCGCCAAUGCACAAAAUUAUAGGAUACCUGAUCUUUGCUUCCGUACUGCAACUGCUUCCUGAUUGUUCCAACUGAGGAAACUUUGAAGUUCAAGAAUUGCUGCAGCACGAGGUCCGAUGAAGAUCAAUCCUACUGUUUCUAAAGGUGCCCCUUCAAGGAUGAAGCCCGGUAUACCACAAUCGGGAAAGUUGUCCAUGAUUAAUUGUCCAUGACCAUAUGUAUUAAGGAGCUAAUUUGAUGGUAAUAUAUCUAGCCGUGCACGGUCCUCUCCAA